This is a messenger RNA of Acanthoscelides obtectus, 918 nucleotides long. The record is from the annotation of a GenBank genome assembly. NCBI's taxonomy places the organism in Eukaryota, Metazoa, Arthropoda, Insecta, Coleoptera, Chrysomelidae.
AUGGUGAGGAGAAGUUCCUUGUCAAAUAUUUCGGUUUCACUCCAGCAAAAAAUAUACAAUAUUGUUGGUAAAAGCGCCGACAAAGAAGCAGUUAUGAACCCUGGUGAGGCUCAAUCUAAACCAAGUUGUGGAUUUUGUCCAUGUCGCAAAAAUAGAUUCACAAAUAAUAAAUGUAGCCGCUGUCAAACUCCGCUAUGUAGAGAACACACGGAUAUGCUACUCAGUGUUCACCAUGGACAAAAAUUGAAGCCGAAGUCACGAGUCCGCAAGUGGAAAAACACCAGUCCCAAUGAAAUUCGAACUUUUAUCGGUCUUGCCGUUUUGCAGAGCGUCUGUUCAAAACCUUCUUUUGAUAUGUAUUUUUCGGCUCGCGAGAGUAUCGAAACGCCAUUUUUCGUGAAAACCAUGCGGGAAUAUAGAUUUCGCCUUAUUCAUAAGUUUAUACAUUUUGCUGACAACAAUUUUCUCGACAACGAUCCUCACGUACGAAAAUUGUAUAAAAUAAAGCCUAUCAUUGACCAUUUACAAAAUAAGUUUAGGAGUGUGUAUAUCCCGGGAAAAAACAUAUCUGUUGACGAAUCGUUGAUGGGGUGGAAAGGACGCUUGUCCUGGAAGCAGUAUAUUCCCUCAAAAAGGAAACGUUUUGGGAUAAAGUUCUAUAUGCUAUGCGAAAGUUCUACAGGGUAUGUCUAUAAUUUUUUUGUUUAUACAGGGGCUGACACAAAUUAUGGCCAUAAGUAUAUUGAGCAGCCUAUCGCUGCACGAAUUGUAUUGUCACUAUGUGAUAGUCUACUCAAUAAGGGACACUGUUUAUUGACCUGUAUGUGUGUGUGCAAACAGACUGAACAGUUUAACUGCACAGUUUUCACUGAACAGUUCAAACUGUCAGUUGAAACUGUACGUGAGUGGCCGACUUAA